ACUAUUCCUUCCCGUCAAAGUGGGUUGAAGUUCUAUUGCUAAGGCCACGCCGUUAGUGUAAUUAUAAUUAACAAAUUUGGUGAUUUUUUUCAUGUUUAACUUGUUUUUAACGCACAUAUAUGUUAAAUAUAAUUUCUCAUACAACAAUUUAUAUUGAAGUGUAUUUAAUAUCCAAGUAAAAGAUUAAAAAACAGAAAUCGAAAUGCCAGCAGCGUUUGAGGUAAAAUCAAGUUGGGCUGAUGAGGUUGAAGAAGAAGGUGGAAGUUUACCUCCUCCAACUGAAGUUCAUGAAAAUGGAUUUAAAAUUCUCACUGAAUACAAAUUUAAUGAUGAUAAUAAAAAAGUUAAAGUUGUAAGAACUUAUAAAAUAGAGAAACGUAUUGUUUCAAAAACCAUAGCCGUUCGUAAAAAUUGGGAUAAAUUUGGUGAUUCAACUGACGAUAGGCCAGGACCAAAUCCAGCGACAACUGUUAUUGCUGAAGAUGUAUUUAUUCAAUUUAUUUCGAGCAAAGAAGAAGAUAAUAAAGUUGAAGAAGAUUCACUUGAUAAAUUAAAGAAUAUGGGUGAUAAAGGAGUGGUGAAAUGUCGUAAUUGUAAUGGUGAUCAUUGGACAUCAAAAUGUCCCUACAAGGACACUGUUCUUGGCAGUGGUAAAAUACCAGAUGAUAAAAAGCCUUUAAUGAAUCCCGCGACUACUGCUGCAAAUGCUGCAGCGGCAAUGGCAGAUAUUGGCAAGCCACAAGGUAGUAAAUACGUUCCUCCAAGCAUGCGUGAUGGAGGUAAUAAACGCGGUGAUUCAAUGCAAAUGCAACGUCGAGAUGACACGACUGCAAUUCGAAUUUCAAAUUUGUCUGAAAGCACAACUGAUGUCGAUUUAGAGGACCUUGUCAAACCAUUUGGAGCUAUUCAAAAACUUUAUCUCGCUAAGGAAAAACCAAGUAAUGUCUGCAAAGGAUUCGCUUAUGUUCACUUUAAAUAUAGAGCCGAGGCAGCUAAAGCAAUUUCUCUGUUAAACGGUUAUGGAUAUGAUCAUCUUAUAUUGAAUGUAGAUUGGUCUAAGCCACCAGCUCAAAAUAAUUAAAUUCCAAGUUGAGUAAAAUCAACAAAAAAAAAUCAAUAUUUUGACGAAAAAAAACAUUUUUUAAACUGAAUAAUUAAAAUUUCUUGAAUCAUUUAUCAUUAAAUCAUUUCAUUGUUUUGUAAUAUAAGUUUUCUUAUGAAACUUAUAUUUUUCAUAUUAUUGUAUUAAACUGAUUUAUAUAUAUCGGAGAGAUUAAUUGGAAAUAUAACAAAAUCUGAAAUAAUUUUACUUAAAUAUAAUCCUUAAAAAAACAUUUUGAUUAAAAUAUUUUUCAAAUCAAUAUUUUAGAAAAAAUUUAUUACAAUAAAAAUUAUUAAAUACAGCAACUGUACAGAA
This is a messenger RNA of Leptopilina boulardi, 1417 nucleotides long. RefSeq names its product eukaryotic translation initiation factor 3 subunit G-like (gene eIF3g1). The transcript has 3 exons. The record is from RefSeq and is a predicted model, not a curated record. Gene Ontology annotation, molecular function: translation initiation factor activity; RNA binding. The coding region runs from base 203 to 1081 and encodes 292 amino acids. NCBI's taxonomy places the organism in Eukaryota, Metazoa, Arthropoda, Insecta, Hymenoptera, Figitidae. Gene Ontology annotation, cellular component: eukaryotic translation initiation factor 3 complex; cytoplasm.